AUGCCUCCUCCUCCACAACGGACCAUUCCCAUGGAUCGCGUUCGCCAAAGUGUUCGAAUGCUUCUCCAAAACCAGAAGAACAUGCAGUGCCAGCUUUAUUUGUUGGUGGAUACACGCACAGAGAAUGCAAAGCAGUUUGCCUUUUUGGAGAUUUGCUUCAUGGGAAUGGUUGAUUGUCACCCCAAAGACCCCAAAGACGCUCUUACCAUUCCAAAGCUUUCCAAAGAACAACACAUGGAGGGCGGCCUCGAGCAGAUCGGGAAGAAGGAUCCCUUGAGUGAGGUGAUCCGAAGCAUGGAGAGCCGCCUGGCGAAGCAGGGGAUCCUCGCAGCGCCGGAGACGAUCAUCGCGAGGAAGAAGAAGACCAAGGUGCGGAAAUGGAAACAGGAGUUGGACGACUUCUAUGACUUGAAUGACAAGUUCAUUGACGAUGAAGACUUGGAAGCCUUGAACACCUUUGAGGAGGAGAAGCCCUCACGCGAUGGUGGCACAGGCGAGGUGGAGGUGGAGCCGACGCAACUGGGCAUGAAGCGACUGGCGCCAGUUGUGAAGCAACGGGAAGCGUGGCUCGAGGAUCUCAGCAAAGGCUUUCGCCUCGGUGGAGCCGAGGUGUCAGGCACCUCGGAAAGCAGCGGCUCUGAGGGCGAGGCCGAGACGUGGCGCCCGGAGACACGGGGCUGGUGCUACCAGCUGGCGGAGCUCCGACCGGACCCGGGGGCUGUGGGACCAGUUGGUCGGGCAGAGUCAUUGCAGUGCAACGAGAAGUUUCGACGCAUGACCUAUGCGUUUCAAGAGCUUGUGAGUGUGCCCGCUGGAAGUCCAAUGCCAGGUCGUUGGCUCCACGUGUUUGACGCCACGUCCAACGUGGUCACGAAGUGCGCUAAGUACGUCCCAAGUUGGGAGAUCCACGGUAGGUGGCGAAACACGAAACGUGACGCGGGACGCGGGACGCGGACGGCUUCGUCGCGCUCCCGACGGAGAGUCAUGCGGAACUUCGUGCGGCGCGACCUUACGUCGGUGCCGGGACGUCGCUGGUUUCACCCGAUGGACGUGGGCUGGACGAUGCCGGUGCCCAACGUCAUGGGCCUCCUGGGCUGGAUGACGGACCUCUUCCGCGUGCAGGUUUGGACGCUUGGGAGUGACUGCGACGUCAACAUCACAUGUCGCCUGGAACGCUUUCCGAAGCACUGGUUGGCGGAGCCACCGCCGCGGUUUCUGCCGAAGCUCGCAGACAUUGAAGCGGAGGAGGCAUCCUCGCGGUUGCACUACUGGGGCGCCAUCCUCUUGCUGUCGCCCGUUCUCAUGGCGCUCACCUGCGAGGUGCUGCGCCUUGGCUUCGCCUGGGCGAAAGGACGAGGCCUUUACAUGUUGCUGGACAGCGAAGAGAGCGACUCCGAGUGUCCUUCGCCACGCACGUCUCGCACAACGGACUCAAAGGGUUCGCUGCUGGUCCACGGAGACAGGCGUACGACGGACAUCAACAUGGAGGCGGAUGCUUUGGUGAUGAGCGGGUCUUGUGCUCGAAUCUCUUCCACGGUGGGUAUCAUUUCGUACCAUGUCAUAUGUGUGAGCAUGGUGGCCGUUGGUUUGAUGAAUGGUUGGAUCACGACCAAGCGCGGAGGAGAUUUUGCUUGGGAGCUCUGGGCUUUGUGGCAGCAACUGUGCUUGUGGAUGCUCUUUACCCAGAAUCUCAUCCGAUGUGUUCUGUUGGACGCCUAUGCCUUGCAAUCCUCGACUUUUUUGACUGUGCUUCAGUUCACUAUGCCUCUCAUUACUGAGCCAUGUGACACCAUGAAGGAUUGGGUCAUCACAGGCAUUUGCUUUCUACAUGCCCAAGGGCAGACAGGCUUCAUGAUUGGAGCGGGCAUUGUUGCACUGGAAGUGGUUGCAUUGGGAGCCGGCUUUUACCCACGGUGGUGUCGCAUUUCUGACAGCUUGCAUAUCAGCCCUCCACUCUUGGUUCUGCAGGUGACCUUUGCUGUGCUGAUUGCCACACAACUGAACCUCUCCGUGAUUGUUCCGUACAUGGUGGUUUCUCUUUGUUGCGGCGACAUUGACGCUUGGUGGGCCGUGUCGUUAAUUGCGCUGGUGGUCGUCGCCUUCUUUUUGGAAUUCAAUGAAACAUGCAUUCGCUUUUCAGAAGCAGUGUGGCUACACCUCACUGAUGGUGGGCUUUUGGCCGUUUGCUCCAUCUAUGUGAUACUCUACUCGCACAUCCACACCACCAUGGACGACGACUGCAAGAGAGAUCUACAAAAGACCUAUUGGCCAAUUCUAGAACUGCCUCUCAAGCCUGCCACGCUUGGAUCAAACGAAACCUGGUGUGCUUGGAUCAAAAGACAUGCCCGGAACCAGUGCUUGUAUUUCCUGAGUAGUUCUCGUUUAUUGAUUGCCUGGGCUGAAGACUGCCCACAAGGGAGCAUUGCUGUGGUGCUGCUGAUGAGAUAUUCAGGUUUUCAUGCCUUUGGUCUCACAGGGUUCUCGGCCAUUGUGAGCAUCUCCAAGGGAAUCUCCAUCCCCUUCUUUCGGCGCGCCAUUUUGAAGCAGCACCAAGGGGCUGUUCAGAAGAAGCUGGAUGCCCUUGUGGAGUCAAAUGAGCUCAAAGCGGUGGCCGCGCAAGUGGAGGAGGCGGCUGAUGAGGUGAUCCGUGCAGACAGGCUGCCAGACGUACUGCAAGACGUCCUCAGCCACCCAUCGAUGCUCGUCUUGCAGCAUUUCCAAGUGACGGAGGCCAACAUCUUUCAGCCGAUUCGGGCCUUGCGCACGCGGUGGCUGGAGGAUGUGACCCAUUCCGAGGUGGCAGAACGGGUGCGGCUCCUGCUGGUGGGGCGCUACUUGCAGAAGGGCGUGAAUGCCCAAGAGCUUUUGGAGCGAGGACACAUGACCGGAAAGUGCAAAGAUGCAAACUUCACUGCCACACAAUGCAAAGAGAUUGGUGGAUUUUCAGCUCAAGAGUGCAAGGCCGCUGGCUUCACGGUGUGUGACUGCAGAAGUGCAGGCUACCCAGUGAGAGAACUGAAACGCAUUUUUUCCUCAGCCCUUGAUUGGAAGACUGCUGGCUUCAAUGCCCGAGACUGCAGGGAGGCAGGCUUCUCUGCGAUUGAUUGUGCCAAUGCCGGUUUCACGGCACAUGAGCGUCGCUGGGCGGGCUUCCUGGACAUAGCAUACGAGGAAGAACCCGAUCGAGAUGCACACUUUGGCAACCUCUAA
Durusdinium trenchii is the source of this 3210-nucleotide messenger RNA. The record is from the annotation of a GenBank genome assembly. NCBI's taxonomy places the organism in Eukaryota, Dinophyceae, Suessiales, Symbiodiniaceae.